UGUGUAUCUGUUGACGGCAACGCGCAACGGCAAAAAAAAAAGUUUCAAUUGUUUUCAUUAAACGGCAUCGACAAAAAGAAAAAAAAAAUAGCAAAAGAAAUCAAAAGCCUAAAUAAAAUUUAUGCGCGCACCACACGCCCCAAACGACGCCCCGCUACUGUUAACCGAUCCGCCCAAGCGCAGCAAGAGGAAGCAACACAACGCAGUAGCAACAGUGAAGGCUGCCCGCACCCACACACGCCCUAAAUCCCCAAGGCAGAGGCUCGAGCUCAGGCUCCAGCUUUAGCUCCGCCUCCUGAUCCAGCUCCAGCUCCCGCUCCGACCUCAGCUCCCACUCAGUGCUAACAAAUGGCCUCCAACAAUUUUGGCAGCAAUGCUGCUGCCGGAACAGCAGUGACCUCGGUCUCUGCAGCAGCAGCCGCGGCAGCAGCAGCUGUCAAUGCUGAUUUGUGGCGCGAAUGCGUUGCCUGGUUGGUGCGCUGCAAGGUGAUACCAGCGGACCACAAGGCCGCCCUGCCCGACGCCGAGAUACGUAUUCUGGCCAUGACGUUGCGCGAUGGCGUGCUGCUCUGCAACCUGGUCAUACACCUCGACCCCACCAGCAUGGAUGCGCGCGAGUUCAAUCGCAAGCCGCAAAUGGCGCAGUUUCUGUGCUGCAAGAAUAUCAAAUUGUUUCUGGAUGUGUGCCACAAUCAUUUCAAUAUACGCGAAGCGGAUCUCUUCGAGCCCACGAUGCUCUACGAUCUGACCAACUUCCAUCGUGUGCUCAUAACGCUCUCGAAGCUGUCGCAGUGCCGCAAGGUGCAGCAACUGCAUCCGGAGCUGAUCGGCUUCAAUCUGCAGCUGUCGCCCAGCGAACGCUCCCACUCGGAUGAGGCCAUAUAUAAGGAUUUGCAUUCCACCAAUAAUGAAUUGAGGACAACGGGCAGCAUGGAUGCCACCGGCUCCUCAUCCUCGGAGUAUUACGAGCGGACCUCGCACAGCGGCUCGCUCUCGGUGGAGGAUGAGAAUAGCGACAUUACAAUUGAGAACGGCACCGAGGACAUUGACGACUAUAUCGAGGAUUCGCUGUCCAACAUGUGUGAUUCCAGCAUCGACAACGAUGCUGCCAUCGGUGGCGAUGCCAAUCACUCCGUCCAGGGCCAGCUGCGGGCCCUCUCCUUUGAUCUCAAUCCCAGUGCCGGCAACAGCGGCAGCUUUGACUGUGUCACGCCCACGCCGCAGGUGGAUGCGCCCAAGGCGAGCACCUCAGCUGCCGCUGCAGCCGCUGCUGCCCAAGAAGCAGCUGCAGCCGCUCAAGAAAGGCAACAUCAUGCCUCCACCAGCUCCUCAUCCUCGUCGCUGUUCGUCAGCGAGAGCCAACGCCUGCAGCGAGCCGCCGCCGCCGUCUACAACUAUCGAUCCUCGAUGAUGAUGUCGACGGAGCACGAGUAUGCCUACAUCAACGACAUCUACAGCGAGGACGACGAGAAGGUCUACGAGGAUCUCUGCUACGUCACAUUCCAGUCCAAGGCCAAACCAGAGGUUACCACCGACAACAUUGCAUGCAAUGGAACCGCUUAUGAUCACAUCAACACAAAAGAAGAGGAGGUCUAUCAAGAUUUGUGCGCACUGCACAGAACGAGUAGAGGCCAGACAACAUCCGCGACCAGCUUUGAGCAGCGGGACUAUGUCAUACGCGAACUCAUCGACACCGAAUCCAACUAUCUGGACGUGCUCAAUGCACUCAAAACCAAAUUCAUGCUACCGCUGGAGCGGCAUCUCAAUCAAGAUGAACUGCGUCUCAUCUUUCCCCGCAUACGGGAACUGGCCGACAUUCACACAAAGUUUCUGGAGAAGUUGCGCGAGUCACUCAUGCCCAACGCCAAGCAGAAGAUGGGCCAGGUGUUCCUUGAGUUCCGCGAGCCUUUCCUCAUCUACGGCGAGUACUGCUCCUGCCUGCUGAACGCCAUAGACUAUCUAGCCGAUAUCUGCAAGAAGAACCAAAUAAUUGACCAGCUGGUGCAGAAGUGCGAGCGGGAAUACAAUGUGGGGAAGCUGCAGCUGCGGGACAUCUUGUCGGUGCCCAUGCAGCGCAUACUCAAGUACCACCUGCUGCUGGACAAGCUGGUGAAGGAGACGUCGCCGCUGCACGAGGACUACCGAUCGCUGGAGCGGGCCAAGGACGCCAUGAUCGAUGUGUCGCAGUACAUCAAUGAGGUGAAGCGCGACUCGGACCAUUUGGUCAUCAUCCAGAAGGUCAAGGACAGCAUCUUCGAUCUGAACUUGCCGCACAACGGCAACGAUCUGCUGCAAUAUGGACGCCUACUGCUCGACGGCGAUCUGCAUAUCAAGGCGCACGAGGAUCAGAAGACGAAAAUGCGUUACGCCUUUGUGUUCGACAAGAUUCUGAUACUGGUCAAGCCGCUGCAUGUCAAGACCGGCGACAUGCAGUACACAUAUCGGGACUCGCACAAUCUGGCCGACUAUCGGGUCGAGCAGAGCCACUCCCGCCGCACGCUCGGCCGGGACACGCGCUUCAAGUACCAAUUGCUGCUGGCCAAGAAGUCGGCGAAGACCGCCUUUACGCUCUACUUGAAGUCGGAGCACGAGCGGGACAAGUGGCGCAAGGCGCUCACCGAAGCCAUGGAGAGCCUCGAUCCGCCUGGCUGCCGGAAUACGGAUCAUAAAAUGGAGAUUUACACCUUCGAUGCGCCCACCACGUGCCGGCAUUGCUCCACAUUUCUGAAGGGACGCAUCCACCAGGGCUAUCGCUGCAAGGUGUGCCACAUCAGCGUGCACCGGGGCUGCAUCUCGUCCACGGGGCGCUGCAAACAGAAUCCGGUUAGCAUACCGCCGCCCGUCUGCGAUCGCCAGCUGUCCGAGUUCAACUGGUUUGUGGGCAACAUGGAUCGGGAGACGGCGGCCAAUCGCUUAGAGAAUCGACGCAUUGGCACCUAUCUGCUGCGUGUGCGUCCACAGGGCGCCUCCUCGCCGCACGAGACCAUGUAUGCGCUCAGCUUGAAGACCGACGACCAUGUGAUUAAGCAUAUGAAAAUCAACCAGGAAAACGAUGGCGAGUCCAUGCUCUACUGCUUGUCAUCGCGUCGCCAUUUCAAGACCAUCGUCGAGCUGGUUUCGUACUAUGAGCGCAAUGACUUGGGCGAAAACUUUGCCGGGCUGAACCAGUCGCUACAGUGGCCCUAUCGUGAGGUCUACGCCACGGCGCUGUACGACUUCGAUCCGAAGCCCGGCAGCAAUCAGCUGCAGCUGCGAACCGAUUGCCAGGUGCUGGUAAUUGGCAAGGAUGGGGACAGCAAAGGCUGGUGGCGUGGCAAAAUCGGUGAUACGGUGAUGGAGACCUUGAGCGCAGCCCAAGUGCAGUCGCUGCGUGAACUGCGCAGUAAGCAGAGCGAGUGCUGA
Molecule: messenger RNA, 3402 nt
Organism: Drosophila arizonae
Lineage: Eukaryota; Metazoa; Arthropoda; Insecta; Diptera; Drosophilidae
Gene: Vav
Product: Vav guanine nucleotide exchange factor
Biological process (GO): regulation of GTPase activity; cell migration
Cellular component (GO): cytoplasm
Molecular function (GO): protein binding; guanyl-nucleotide exchange factor activity
Source: RefSeq, a predicted model, not a curated record